AUGGCCAGUUAUCCUAUUACAUUCACUAGGGUUAUUACAACUCAUGACCCAGAAAGCGGCAAUGCCAUCUUCGACAAAAGUGUAGAUAGCAACGUCCCAUUUGAAGGAUUUCCAGUUCCUACCGGAAAACCGCCCACAUCAGACUAUGCCCUUGCGUAUUCGACGACAACAUUCCCAGUCGAGGGACUCUCUCCGCAUAGGGUGGAGACACCUGAAGCCAAGGCCAACCAAGAUAUCAAACAAUAUAAGUCCAGUUUGCAGAAUCUAUCACCUUUGAAUCCAGCCGGCGGCACAGCUUGUACCAUAGUCGAGGUGCCGUAUGGAAACGAUAUCGCUAUGCACCGGACAGUCAGUCUGGAUUAUGGUGUUAUUAUUGACGGAACCACUGAGUUAGUACUUGACUCUGGAGAGAAAAAGACUCUUAAAAAGGGAGAUGUUUUUAUUCAACGAGGAACUGCCCAUGCUUGGCGCAAUCUCACCAAGCAAGAGGAUAACGGCGGGACAUUACGUAUCUUCUUUGUAUUCCAACCGAUUGAGAAAAUUCACGUCAAGGGUGGCGAAUUGGAUCAGGACUUGACUCUAGGCUUAAAAUAA
Messenger RNA from Trichoderma virens Gv29-8, 594 nucleotides. RefSeq lists its product as uncharacterized. The record is from RefSeq and is a predicted model, not a curated record. The coding region runs from base 1 to 594 and encodes 197 amino acids. NCBI's taxonomy places the organism in Eukaryota, Fungi, Ascomycota, Sordariomycetes, Hypocreales, Hypocreaceae. The transcript has a single exon.